AUGGCACGCAGCUCAUUCUCUUCAAUUGAGGCUGAAGCUUCCUUGGAAGGUGGAGCAUUCGGCUUUAAUGCUGCUGUCAGUGCUGGCUUCUCCCAGAGUGAGAGCAAUGCUCUGAGCACGCAAAGCACUUCUGACACUAGUACCAUGAACAUCACUUACAACUUCCCUCGCGUUGUUCUGUAUUUGGAUCAAUUUGGCGUUGACCUGUCGAAAGAAUGCGCGGAGGACAUGGCGGAUGUCAAGGAUGCGGCGUCCCUGAUCGCUUUCCAUCAUAAAUACGGUCACUUCUUUGCCACCCGGAUUGAGCUAGGAGGCAGGUUAUUCUCAUCCGAAAAGUUCUCCGCCCUUGGUUCAAGUACCGAAGAAGAGGCUGCCACGGCCAUGAAGAUUGCCGCUGCCGCAUCCUUCUCUUCCACCUAUGUGUCUGGAAGCGCCAAUUAUGGCCAAGAGGACCAGUCCAAAUCCCAGAGCUCCAAAUCCAACCGAAGCAUGCAGAGCGCUAUUUCAUGGCAGGCCCAAGGCGGAGACACGUUGCUGUGUAACAACCCGCCUGCAUGGUGUCCGACCGUUGCCCCGCCUCAGAAUUGGAGAGUUAUCAAGCAAGAGGAUGUUACCCCGCUCGGUGAAUUCAUCGGCCAGAUUCCUGGCUACGAGGAUAUCCCAGAUAAAUUCCAGCGCAUUGCGGAGGUUACAAGGAAGAAGGAGAUUGUUAGCUUCCGUAUCAGCCUUCAAGAUUACCAGAGACGGGACGCCAAGAAGCCUGAGUAUCUGUCACUGCAUCAUGCCUGGAAAAUCAUUGCUCUGGAAGAGACCAGCUUGUUCAAUGUUUUCGACGUUGAAGUUGAGACGCUGCUGAACCAAGCCCCCGCAAUCGAAUUCAGAAAACGGUAUCAUCUUUACAACCGGAAACGGGACCUUUGGCUCCGAGCUUUCACAAUCACCGUCAAGGGUGAAGAGGUUACUCUGCUCGCUGCCGGGCCCAAGAAUCAGGCGACUUUGUUCGAGUUCCGAGAUAAACAGCGAGAGGGCCCGAUGCGAAAUGGUGACAGCUGUAGCUUGAUGGUCUACGGGCCUGACGGAAAGCAAAAAGGUCUGAUGGCCCUGGCAUUGAAGGGAGAUGGCAGUUCCAUUGGCGCGAUGCCCUACAGCGUCAGUAACGAGAAGUGGUUGCGUUUCUCGAGUUUGUCGAUUGUGGACCAGGAAGAUGUGCCAGUCUAG
Penicillium verhagenii is the source of this 1218-nucleotide messenger RNA. RefSeq lists its product as uncharacterized. Bases 1 to 1218 code for a protein of 405 amino acids. The transcript is spliced from 8 exons. The record is from RefSeq and is a predicted model, not a curated record. Lineage: Eukaryota; Fungi; Ascomycota; Eurotiomycetes; Eurotiales; Aspergillaceae.